CAACCAAUAAUAUAACGUCUAGGUCUGGUUGCCAGGCAGAUUAUGCUAAUAAAUCCCCGCCUUCUAUGCUGCUCCCACUCUGCGGCGGGAAGAACCACCUGGAGGUGGCGGGGGGGGGUUUGAUUUCCAUCACCCCUAGGGAGAGAGGACCGGGGACCCGCUGAUCUUCCAGCUCCCCUCACCCAACGUCGUCACCUUGCAGAGGGAGCGUGUGCUGUUCCUGAGUGCAUACGUGGUAGACAGAUGAGUGUUGUCUGCCCUGUGCUGCUCUAGAUGCCCCGUCUUGGAGUGCCCAGUGGAGAAGAGAUGGACUCCAAAGCUGAAAACUCACACGUGUGGCCCACAGCUGCAGAGCACGAGCAGAACACUGCACAGGUGCACUUUGUUCCGGACACUGGAACUGUGACCCAGAUCGUCUACACUGAUGAGCAGGGUCGUCCACCCCAGCAGGUGGUGUACACGGCAGACGGCGCCUCCUACACUUCAGUGGAUGGCCCGGAGCACACGCUGGUUUACAUCCAUCCUGUGGAAGCUGCGCAGACUCUGUUUACAGACCCAGGCCAGGUCACAUAUGUCCAACAGGAUGCUACAGCUCAGCAGGCCUCUUUACCAGUACAUAACCAGGUGUUGCCUUCAAUUGAGAGUGUGGACGGCUCAGAUCCUUUAGCAACUCUCCAGAAUCCCAUUGGGAGAUUGGAGGCAAAGGAGGAAGAGGAAGAGGAUGAGGAUGAGGGUACUGAAGAAGAUGAGGAGGAAGAUGGUGAAGACACAGACCUGGAUGACUGGGAACCAGAUCCACCUCGGCCCUUUGACCCUCAUGAUUUAUGGUGUGAGGAGUGUAAUAAUGCACAUUCGUCAGUGUGCCCAAAACAUGGCCCCUUGCAUCCGAUCCCCAACCGGCCCGUGCUCACAAGGGCCAGAGCCAGCCUCCCCCUGGUCCUCUACAUAGACAGGUUCCUGGGAGGGGUCUUCUCCAAGAGGCGCAUUCCCAAGCGCACCCAGUUUGGCCCUGUGGAGGGACCCCUCGUCAGGGAGUCUGAGCUGAAAGAUUGUUACAUUCACCUAAAGGUUUCUCUUGAUAAAGGGGACAGAAAAGACAGGGAUUUGCAUGAAGACCUGUGGUUUGAGUUAUCUGAUGAGACUGUUUGUAACUGGAUGAUGUUUGUACGCCCAGCCCAGAACCACCUGGAGCAGAACCUGGUGGCUUACCAAUAUGGCCACCACGUGUAUUAUACAACAAUAAAGAACGUAGAGCCCAAGCAGGAACUUAAGGUGUGGUAUGCUGCAUCAUAUGCUGAGUUUGUCAACCAGAAAAUUCAUGACAUUUCUGAGGAGGAAAGGAAAGUUCUUCGAGAGCAAGAGAAGAAUUGGCCCUGCUAUGAAUGUAACCGUCGAUUUAUAAGCUCGGAGCAGUUACAACAGCAUCUCAAUUCGCAUGAUGAGAAACUGGAUGUGUUUAGCAGAACUAGAGGCAGAGGAAGGGGACGAGGCAAGAGGCGAUUUGGCCCAGGUCGACGGCCAGGGCGCCCUCCGAAAUUUAUCCGCUUGGAAAUAACCAGUGAAAAUGGAGAAAAGUGUGACAAUGGGACACAGGACUUGCUACAUUUUCCCAGCAAGGAGCAGUUUGAUGAGGGCGAACCAGCUACCCUGAAUGGGCUGGAUCAGCCGGAACAGACCGCUAUCCCAAUGCCUCCGCUGCCACAGGAAGGCCAGUCUUCUUUGGAACGUGAGCCCGAAACGCACUCCCUGCAUCUGCAGCCACAGCUGGAAGAGAGCGUGGUGCCCACGCCGAGUGCGCUGACUGCGGACGACAUGCGUAGAGCCAAGCGCAUCCGAAAUGCAGCCCUUCAGCACCUGUUUAUUCGGAAGUCUUUCCGGCCUUUUAAAUGCUUGCAGUGUGGGAAGGCCUUCCGUGAAAAGGACAAGCUGGACCAACACUUGCGCUUCCAUGGGCGGGAGGGGAACUGCCCUUUGACCUGUGAUCUCUGUAACAAGGGCUUCAUCAGCAGCACGUCCUUGGAGAGCCACAUGAAGCUCCAUUCUGACCAGAAGACUUACUCUUGCAUUUUUUGCCCAGAAUCCUUUGACCGCCUUGAUUUGUUGAAAGAUCAUGUGGCCAUUCAUAUCAAUGAUGGCUACUUCACCUGCCCAACUUGUAAAAAACGUUUCCCAGAUUUUAUCCAGGUGAAGAAACACGUGCGCAGCUUCCACUCAGAAAAGAUAUACCAGUGUACAGAGUGCGACAAGGCCUUCUGUCGUCCGGAUAAACUGCGCCUGCACAUGCUCCGACACUCGGACCGCAAAGAUUUUCUGUGUUCUACGUGUGGGAAACAAUUUAAGCGAAAAGACAAACUACGGGAACACAUGCAAAGGAUGCACAACCCUGAGAGGGAGGCCAAGAAGGCCGACCGCAUCAGCCGCUCCAAGACUUUCAAGCCGCGCAUCACGUCCACAGAUUACGACAGCUUCACGUUCAAGUGCCGCCUGUGCAUGAUGGGCUUCCGCAGGCGAGGCAUGCUGGUAAACCACUUAUCAAAGAGGCACCCAGACAUGAAGAUAGAAGAGGUGCCAGAGUUAACUCUGCCUAUCAUAAAACCCAACCGCGAUUACUUUUGUCAGUAUUGUGAUAAGGUAUAUAAAAGCGCCAGCAAGCGGAAAGCGCACAUUCUGAAGAACCACCCAGGAGCUGAGCUCCCACCAAGCAUUCGCAAACUUCGUCCGGCUGGUCCUGGAGAACCUGACCCCAUGCUGAGUACCCACACCCAGCUCACAGGCACAAUAGCUACCCCUCCUGUCUGCUGUCCUCACUGCUCCAAACAGUACAGCAGCAAGACCAAGAUGGUACAGCACAUUCGAAAGAAGCACCCAGAGUAUGCCCAGCUCCCCAACACUAUACAUGCGCCCUUGACCACAGCUGUGAUCAGUGCUACCCCGGCUGUCUUAACUACAGAUAGUGCCACUGGGGAGACUGUGGUGACAACCGACCUGCUCACUCAAGCAAUGACAGAACUGUCCCAGACCUUAACAACAGACUACCGGACCCCACAAGGAGAUUACCAGAGAAUUCAGUAUAUCCCCGUGUCGCAGCCCACCUCGGGUCUUCAACAGCCUCAGCAUAUCCAGCUUCAAGUGGUGCAGGUGGCCCCGGCUACUUCACCUCACCAGUCUCAGCAGUCCACUGUGGACGUCGGCCAGCUCCAUGACCCUCAGACAUACACCCAGCAUGCCAUCCAGGUGCAGCAUAUCCAGGUCACUGAGCCCACCACCUCUGCUCCUUCGUCAUCCCAGGUAGCUGGGCAGCCAUUGAGUCCCUCUGCCCAGCAGUCCCAGCAAGGGCUCAGCCCCUCGCACAUCCAAGGCAGUUCCUCAGGCCAAGGUCAGUCUCUUCAACAGCAGCAGCAGCAGCAGAGUUCAUCUGUACAACACACAUACCUACCCAAUGCUUGGAAUUCCUUCCGUGGCUAUUCGUCUGAGAUCCAAAUGAUGACCCUUCCCCCUGGUCAGUUUGUGAUUACAGAUAGUGGUGUGGCAGCUCCUGUCACCGCUGGCCAAGUAAAGGCGGUCACUCCGGGUCAUUAUGUGUUAUCAGAAAGUCAACCAGAAUUGGGGGAAAAGCAAACCUCUGCCCUUUCCAGUGGAGUCCAGGUUCAGCCAUCUGUACACAAUGACUCCUUGGACCCCCAGACAACCAGCCAACAACAGACCACGCAGUACAUCAUCACAGCCACCACCAAUGGGAACGGAAGCAGUGAAGUGCACAUCACUAAACCGUAACUCUCGUCCGAGAGAGAGAAUCAGUCAUAUCUCUUCUCAUUCAUCACGUCUGAAAGUUUCUGACACUUAGAACCCUGUUUUUAAAAAUUUAUUACUCACCCAAGAGUUGGAAACUACAAUUUUGACAUUCAGAUAGACGGUGAGGUUUAUUUCACCAAGGUCAGCUUUACCAAAUUGAGUCUUCAAACCCUAAGGGGUUUCUGCCACGGAAUAGAGGUCUUUCAGGGGAAAGGAGAUUUCAAGAUGGAGAAGCUUUGCCCUGCUCUUGAGUUGGUUUUUUAACACAUUGAUAAGCCUUACUUUUCCUUUAUGGAACUCUUAAGUGGCAUGCUGUAUUCAUGCGAAAAGUGGAGAAAAGAUGUACCAAUUGAACAGUCACUGGACUUCUCAGUUCUAAGCCGUGGCAGUAAAAGAGGAGUAGCAUUUUACGGGCUUGAAUUAGAUCGAAACUGCUUUAUUUGUGAUGUUGAGUUUCCAGUGAUUUAACAAAGGGAGCCUAUUGAAUAUGGAAAUAAAAAUGAUGAAACAAAGGUUUGGUAGUGACGUUCUGAAGGAAAACUGUCAUUUAAAUUUUUCUUAUUGUUCACUUUUUUUUUUAAACUUUCCCUUUUUCUGAAAACUUUGUUGGGUUGUUGGGAAUGCUUACCAUAGAUUCUGGCCCUCCCAGCUGAUGAGGUUAGAACCUUAACAUGCAGGUAGUGGUCACUCCACAAAGGUGGAUUUUCUGGAAGAGAAAGUGUCCUGAUGUCAGCAAAAUUUAAACCUCUGCAUUAAAGUUUUGCCUUCCGUUCUCUGAUUGUGGUCGCAUUAAAAAAGAGAGAUUGAUACAAGAACAAUUAUUGAAACAAUCAUAUAUAUAUAUAUAUUUUCUUUUUAAGUGGAAAAAAACAAAAACACUGGAACUGUGUCACUGCCUUACAGGACCCAGCUACCAUUCACUGGUGAAGGAUAAAUUCCUUGCCUUUACCAUUCAACCCUUGCUCAUAGCAUUCGAUGUAUUUUAGUACUUUUAAUGCUAUCUUAAAACGAACAUUCCUUAAGGUUGGAUGACAAGGUGAUCUUCCUUAUAUCUUACACUUUAAACUCACCUGGACCUUUUUGUAAGAUGACCAACUUCACACUUAGGGGAAAAAUUAAAAUAUGUGGGGACCAUUUAUAAUAUGUUAAGGGAUCUGGAAGAUAUCUAAUCUUUAUGAAUAGUACACUGUUAGUUGGGAGAGGAAAAAAAACCUGUCUCAGUAACAGUUUUUCCUAUAUGUGCUCCUUGCUUGCCGUGAAUUCAACAGAGGAAAAUGAUAUUUUCCUUCUUUUUACUGUACAUUCCGAUUGUAUGCAUAAGACAUCUCAGAAAUCAGUAUAUAUUUUAGUAACUUUUUGUGACAUAGUUACUAACACAUUUUUAAAUAUAAUUAUUGCACAGCAGAAUUUAUCACUACAGAAUGGGAACACCUAACUUCAAAUGAAGUUAACUAAUUUAAUUUACAUUUCUGGGUAAACUUGGUUCUAUAAAUCAAGAAACAUAGUAGCUUCUUUAUGGUAAAGAUACUUUUCUGAAUACUAAACAGUUCUGCUGAAAUAACUUUACUAAUAUAGAGAUUUUGCACUUUAUUUUCGAGACCUCAUUUAGUCUCCUAGAAAAUUUGGGUACUAAGAGAACUUGAGAAAGUUACUUGGUAAAUAUGUGGAAACUGAAAGUAGACUCUAGAUCUUCUUUGGUGACAAAGAUAUUGAUGUUUUCAACAGAAAAUAUUGAUGUGGAGCCACAAAAUAGAGACUCUGGGUCACAAAGUCCCACCAAUAUAAUGAUUGUAAAUUCCCUAAUGUUUGCUUACCUGUUCCAGUCUAGGAAAGAAUCGCUAGGUGAAGAAUAUUAGACUUUCCAAAAGGUCCAGUUUUAGUCUUUAUAACUUAAAUUUGGUCCCUCUGGGUCCUUUUUAAUUUGAACCAGCCAGGUAUCUCUCCCUCCCUCGAAUAAUUUAUUGAUUAAAAUGGAAACGUUUCACUGAAUGGAAUGUUCGUUUUCUGCCAGUUAUUUCAAGUUUUAAAAUACACAGAGAAAAAUACUGUGGGAGGACCUCUUUGUCUCUUUCCCUUCUAGUUUUUUUUUUCCCCCUGUUUUCCUUAUAUAGAAUAAGUAAAGACGCUAAAAUUAAUUUGUAUAUUUUCAACCGAAAUGCGUGUUGCAGUCAAGUCAAAUAACAUUGCUUUAAGAUCAAGUAUUCUCCACAUUCAUCCUGAGGUAACAGAUUUCCAGAAGGACUUGAAUUUGAAGAGAUGGGAGAUGCUAAGCCAUCUGAAGACCCAAUUUGGAAAAAAAAAAAAAAUGUAGCCAAUGUUUAUAUUGUGGCCUCUCUCAAGGUACUUUGGCACUGUAGAAUUCAUUCAGUGCAGGGUGAAAAUUUUGGGGUAGGUUACAUAUAGAUUUUAUAUUUUUAUUGUUUGAUUUGUGCCCACAUAAAUAGACAUUUCAUCAUGUAAAAUUCCUGCUAUUCUGGAAAAACCUAUUGUUUUGAUCUUCUCGUUGAAUUGUUUUCUAAUUUGGAAUUGUCCUUUUAAAAACUCAGAACUAGGGCUAAAAAGCACUUCAUGAGAUGCUAAAGCUGAUGUACUGGUUGACAGUGUUAACCCUGUCCUGUUAUUGAAAUGUGAACAUUUAUUGUACAUUCAGUGAGCUAUAGUGUUAAUAGUCUUGUGCUAUCCAGCAGGUGUAAAAAUUAAUAAAUAUUUUUUUUAAUAAACAAGUUUCUUGUUUGUAUAUGCAAAGCUGUAACAGCUACUGAGAUGUUCAAAUUUUUUUUUUUUAAGUAUUCCAAUUUACAGUGUUUUGACUCCAGCUCACUUCAGUCUGAUCACAGACCGAAGGUAAGGGGGUUUAUGAUGACAACUCUGGAAUGCUGUUUCCCCGGCCAUUUGUACUUAGUGAAUUCUAAUUAAAGAAUCUCCCAAUAGAGUGACUCCGAGUGGCAGAGGACAAGGGCAUGCGUGGAGCCAGUAAUGGGGCAGAGACUGUGUUUUAUUUGUAAAUAGGUGGUUUCCAACAAGGGAGGAACAGCUCCAAACCUAUUAGCGCCGUCAGUCAGGUUCUUUGACGUAUUUUCCAUCCACCCAGGAGAAGUGAAUGUAUCUGCAGGACUGACGGGAGCCGUUCUAGAUAAAAAUCAGCGAAUAAGAAAACAAGGACCUAGAUACAAGGGGAACA
This is a messenger RNA of Trichechus manatus latirostris (Florida manatee), 6973 nucleotides long. It is a transcript of the gene PRDM10, whose product is annotated as PR/SET domain 10. NCBI's taxonomy places the organism in Eukaryota, Metazoa, Chordata, Mammalia, Sirenia, Trichechidae. Bases 274 to 3774 code for a protein of 1166 amino acids. The transcript has 22 exons. The record is from RefSeq and is a predicted model, not a curated record. Gene Ontology annotation, molecular function: protein binding. Gene Ontology annotation, biological process: positive regulation of transcription by RNA polymerase II. Gene Ontology annotation, cellular component: nucleus.